Molecule: messenger RNA, 610 nt
Organism: Neltuma alba
Lineage: Eukaryota; Viridiplantae; Streptophyta; Magnoliopsida; Fabales; Fabaceae
Product: protein GLUTAMINE DUMPER 2-like
Exons: 1
Coding region: 24-365 (113 amino acids)
Biological process (GO): regulation of amino acid export
Source: RefSeq, a predicted model, not a curated record
GAAGAGAGAGGAAAGAAAGAGAGAUGAGGGCAAUAAACAGUGGAUCAUCAUCUGGUGUGGCUAGGCUAUGGAAGUCUCCGAUUCCUUACCUCUUUGGAGGAUUAGCUAUAAUGAUGGCUCUCAUAUCUGUUGCUCUCGUCGUCCUCAUUUGCUCCUACUCAAAGCGUGCUUAUUCUCAAUCUCACUCACCAUCUUCUGCAGGUGAAGACACUGUCACUAAGCAGGCUAUGCCCAAGAACACAGAGACCGAUCAGUCCGAGCCCAAGGUGCUUGUGAUCAUGCCAGGGGAUCACAACCCCACCUACCUCGCUAAACCAACCUCUUCCUCAACUUUUUCCACCUGUGAAGCUGGAUCAACCCAGUGACCAAAUUUCCAACUAGCUGAUUAAUAACUGACAUGCUAGAAACAGCGCAAUUUUGGUUUUGGGAAGGUCGUAUUCCUGUGAUUUUGAGUGCACGGAAUAUGCGAAUCGAUGAGUGAUUCUGCAAUUUUGUUUCUUCAUGGAGGAUCGUUACAAUACAUGUAUUUCUAAGCCGUGACCAUAAAUGCUGCGAUUUUCAUGUUGAGGUUAUAACACCCUGAAUAAACUUGUUCUCAUUGUCGUGCAUA